This is a messenger RNA of Pangasianodon hypophthalmus (striped catfish), 1165 nucleotides long. Its product is annotated as pulmonary surfactant-associated protein D. Gene Ontology annotation, cellular component: multivesicular body; rough endoplasmic reticulum. Bases 111 to 836 code for a protein of 241 amino acids. The transcript has 5 exons. The record is from RefSeq and is a predicted model, not a curated record. NCBI's taxonomy places the organism in Eukaryota, Metazoa, Chordata, Actinopteri, Siluriformes, Pangasiidae.
GUAAUGUACGUGACAAAUAAAGAACCUUGAACCUUGACCACUCCUUCCCUACAUGUUCACUGUCUGCAUUAGUCUUCACAGUUAAGCAAACAACUGGCUGUGGACAGAAUAUGGCAUUGUUGUUCUCUGUGCUACUGCUGCUGCACUUUGAGCUCCAUCUGGCUGUUGGCGCAGAGACUCUCAGCUGUCCUGCACUGGCUGGAGUUCCAGGUUCACCUGGACAUAAUGGCCUUCCUGGAAGAGAUGGCAGAGAUGGACCUGCUGGGUCCAAAGGUGACAAGGGAGAUCCAGGGCUGAGUGUGCAGGGACCUCCAGGUAAAAUUGGGCCAGCAGGACCCAAAGGAGAAAAAGGAGAUCUUUGUCCACCUGGGAUUCCUGGAGAAAACUCUUUAAUUCAGUCAGAAAUCAACAGUCUCAAAGCAAAAGUCUCUGUCAUGGAAAAAGCUACCAGCUUUUCUACAUUCAGAAGAGUGGGACAGAAGUACUAUGUGACUGAUGGCACAACAGGGCAGUUUGAACAAGCAGUGAAAUUCUGCAACGAUGGUGGAGGAAAAGUAGUUUUACCAAAGAGUGAGGAAGAAAAUCAAGCUUUAGCUAAAAUCCUCAGUUCCUUUAGCUCAGCAGCAUUCAUUAGAGCAACAGAUACAACGGAAGAAGGCAAAUUUGUAGACGAUGAGGGAAAUCCACUAAUUUUUACAAAAUGGGGCUCUGGUCAACCUGACGAUUAUCGGGGCUCACAGGACUGCACCAUCGUCCAUAACUCUGGAAUUUGGGAUGACAACAGCUGCAAUAACAAUUUUCUUAUGAUGUGUGAAAUACAAGACAGAUUAUAUUAACCCCAUCUGUUAUGCUCAAGUCAAAACGGCCCAUUACUCACUAGUGUAAUUUUUUUAGUGUAAUCAAUUGCUAGUGCAUUUGAAAAUGUUUAGGCAUGUAUGGGAAAAAAUAUACAAAUUAAAAUACUAAUAUAUUUAUAAUAUGUUUUUACUAAUAUGAAACAAAUCUAUUAUUAAAGAAAUGCACCUCAUCUUUUUAAAUACUGUACUCAUAUUCACAAGUCAUUACAAUACUCAUAGUUUAAUUUUUCUGCAUUCUUACUGUAUCAAGAUAAUGAUUUUGAAAAGGGAAUCAAUGAAAAUUGGAUUAAAAGAUUCUAAUCGCUCUA